AUGUACCAGUCGCCCACGAUAUCCGCGUACUUCACCACACAGGGGUAUCUCAUACCCAUCGUGUCCGUUCUCGCCGUCGCCAGCCUGCCCCGAGACAAAUUCACACAGACCUUGAUCCUCGACGUGCUCUUCAUCUGCGUGGCCGCUGCCGUAUCCCUCCUGGCGAUGUGGUCUUCCGUCCAAGCACGCAUCCAUACCUCCCCGUCCGCUGCUCAUGGGCCGAUACGUGCACCGCUGCCGUAUAAUUCGUCCCAGUCGGCUGUAUGUGCCGUGUGGUUGUUUGUGAAUAUCUGGCUCGCGAACCUCGUUCGGGCCAAGAUGCCUUCCUUCAACCUGCCUGCCGUCAUAUACAGCAUCUUGGUGAAUACCAGCCUGACGGCGGGUCCUACAAUUGACACGACGACGGCAGCCGAGGCCUUUGUCAGAGAGUUGCUGCUAGCAAAUUUAUUUGGUAUGGGGCUAGCCGCGGGCGUUUGUUACUUCGUCUUCCCUUUGAGCAGCCGCAUGGUGGUAAUGGACGAGUUCGGGCAGCUGAUCGGCCUCUUGAGAAAGGUGGUGCGUCUGCAGGCUGAGCGCGUUGCCGCCUGGGCACACGCAGAAGAGCAACCGACUGCGGAAACGACUACGGAGCAUGGUGAGGAGCAACACAUGUCGCAGUGGCGGAAAGCCGUGAUGACGAGGGGCAAGGCCAAACUAGGGGCUGCAGCGACGGCGACUGGCCUGUCCGAGACGACCAGGGAUAUACGCCGCUUGGCUGGCAAGCUAUAUGGCGACAUCGCCUUUGCCAAGAGAGAUGUGGCUUGGGGCAAGCUGGACAGUACUGACCUGGCGGAUAUGUUCAAGCUCAUGUAUACUAUCACGAUUCCGCUCACUGGCAUAGGCGUCUUGGAGGAAGCCCACUUUCGUGGACCGGAAGUCAGCGACAGACCGGUGGGACGGAACCGGGAGAGAAGCGCAAAGGCAUCGAUAUGGAUUCAGAUGGCUGAGAAAAUACGCCCAUCAUUCCAGCGCCUCACAGAACCGAUCGAACAAGGGCUUGAACAUGCUGGCAUCUGCCUUGAAAUCCUCCCCGGGUCGAGGCACGGCAACGGAGACGGCCAUUUUCGAGCUGAUGUUGAGGGGCGGGGAGGCCAGAUCCAUCCGGGAGAUGAACGGUUGCGUGUCGUCAACGCCCACGCCCGCGAUAUAUACAUGCAAGAGGGCAACGCCCUCCAAGACUGGCUUUGCGAGCGGCUGCAGACGGUCGACGAAGACGAUGCUUCUCAAUCGCGACGCUUGACGGCUGAAGACGAUGGCUUGGCCAGCGAUCACUCUCAGCUCUGGGUGAGCGUAUACCUGGAACAACUGAUGUUCACUGCGAGCGAAGCAACUCAAAACCUUGUGGUGUUUGCCGACCGCAAGGUCAGCGAGGGCACGAUGAAGCAUAAACGACUGGUCUUGCCCUCCAAAUACCGCCUAUGGGGAUGGCUGAAAAGUGUCGCACGGAAGAGGAACUCGGGCGCAGCACAAAAUCCCGAGGUCUUGGAACCACAAGACGACUAUUAUGGAGAUUUUUUUUGGCCGAAGAAGGAUCCCGAACGCCUCCCCCCGCGCGGGACCUGGCAACACAUCGGAGUCUUGUUAGGCAAGGUCUCGAGUGUCUUGGGAUCCAAGGAAUCGGCCUUUGGAUUCAGAGUUGCUUGUGCCGCCAUGUCGGUGAGCAUUUUGGCCUUCCUGGAGAAGACGCAAAGCUUCUUCCAAGAGCAAAGGCUGCUGUGGGCCAUGUUCACCAUUGCGCUGGGCAUGACAAUGACUUCUGGCCAGUCUAUCUUUGGCUUCUUUUGUCGAGUUGGCGCGACAUGUGUAGCCAUGGCUUCGUCAAUCGCCAUCUGGUACAUACCAGACCAAAAGACGCCUGGAAUUAUUGUGCUCUUGUGGUUAUUCAUCUUUGUCGAGAACUAUUUCAUCAAAUUCCCCCAGCUUGCAACCCCUGUCAUAAUCACAGUUACGACCCAGCUCGUCAUCGUCGGCUACGAGCUACAGGUGAGAACGCUCGGCGAGGCCGUGGCCACUCGUUCAGGGCAGCCGUAUUAUCCAAUCUACCUACUGGGCCCGUACCGGCUCGCCUGCAUAGCCGGCGGGAGCCUUGUCGCGUUCUUUUGGACCUUUUUCCCUUGCCCCUUGACAGAUCGUACUUGGCUCAGGCAGGAUUUGUCUGCAAUCAUGUACUUGCUCGGCAGCUAUUUCGGUGUGCUGAGUUCGACAAUGGAAGCGCAGCUCCGCGGGGAAGCCGGGCGCAACGAUUCAGAGGCGUCACCGAUCCGCCGCCUUGUGAAAGAUCGCCGCAAGAUUUUCGGUAAAGUCAUGCGUCUCCUCUCCUCCAUUGAAUCUCAUAUCAGGUGGCAGCGAUGGGAGCCCAGCAUAGGCGGCAGUUUUCCAACCGCGGCGUACGAAGAGAUGUUUACGCGCGUUACCCGCAUCACGGGGUAUGUGAUGUUGAUGAGUUAUGCCUUGGCUGACGCACCGUUGACAGAGACGUAUGGCCACGGUGGGAGAGAUGGACAAGAGGCAGCCGGAGUAUCAGGUGUCGACGUAGAAGCGCAAGAUAAACGGGAAAGCCCGCCGAGCGUGAAAGUUUUGCAACGAACAGAGUUGAUGCACCACACGGUUCCCUCAACGCUAAUCAUGUUGUCAAACGCGUUGCUUUCGGGUCAGAGAUUGCCGCCUUUCCUUCCCAUGCCUCAACAUGGUGGCACCACAGCAAAUCGGAAGCUGCAGCCGGAAAUUACCGCCAUCCUAGCAUCCAGAGGAGAUGGCAAUUCAACGCUGCCUUCCUCAACGCGCGCCUUGAAGAUGAUAGAUCUCCGCCAGCAGCGACACAGCCCGACCUCGAAGCAAAACACCACGAGUGGCUGUCAACCUCCAAGAGACGAUGUGCGAGGUGCAAGCGACGGCAAUUCUAUUUCAACUCAGCUUCGCAUAUACCUCCUAACGCAGGUAUGCGGCGCAUUAGUGUGCAACCAAGUUGAGGGUUUGGCGCGUGUAGUGGGCAGAUUGGUAGGCGUUGUGGACUUUGGUUCCCCCAUUGAUGCUGGCAAUGAGGACGUUGAUGUCGACGACGAUGCAGCAAGUCACAAGCUUGAGAAGCCAGGAUCCAAGGACAUUGCAGCUGCUACGCGUUUCUGA
Molecule: messenger RNA, 3165 nt
Organism: Metarhizium album ARSEF 1941
Lineage: Eukaryota; Fungi; Ascomycota; Sordariomycetes; Hypocreales; Clavicipitaceae
Exons: 4
Coding region: 1-3165 (1054 amino acids)
Source: RefSeq, a predicted model, not a curated record